AACUGCACAAUACAAGAAAAAAAAGGAGACUCUUCUAGUUUAGCUUGAAAGUUGUGUGUUUAUCAUAUAGAUUUUGUAGUGAUUAUCAACUCUGUUGCAGAAUCUCCAUGAUCUCAUAAGACUUCGACUCUUUUUGAAUUUGCCAUCACAUGCAAUGCCUCCAUUAAUUUGUACAUGAUAAUAAAGAAUAAAUAGUAUGCUUUAAAGAACGUACGGUAGGUAAGAGUUUGCUAGCCAGCAAUGCAAACGUAAAAUUAUUAUUGGCAAUGUAAAAAAUGGUAUCAUUUGUGUUCGUGAGCUUGACGAAAGAAAGGGGAGAAGAGUUCGUGAGCUGCAGCAGUUUGUAAUAACGAUAAUUCUAAGCUUGGCGAAACAAUGGGAGAAGAGUUCUCUUUUUGACAGUAAUAAUCAACAGCUACGGACAAAGAUGCAAAAGAAGUCGCCUCACAAAGCUGAUCUAAUGAACAGAAACUUACAGGUUCUUUUCUCCUCUUCAAGACUUCAACAAUGGACUAACGAAUGUGUUGGAUUUCUCACAGGUUCGGUCGAGAAACACAGUUCUUUUCAUCUCAGUUUGCGUGACGCUUGUCCACGACUAAAGUCCCCAACUCAAGAACCUCGCCGAGAAUAACCUAGAUGGAUCGUCGUGUAGGCCAUGCGAAGAAAAAAGAGGAGACUUUUAUGUUCAGUAGACUAACGGAUGUGUUGGAUUUCUCUAUUUUGUUUCAAAACACAGUUCUUUUCAUCUCAGUUUGCAAUUUAUAAUUCUUUUUGUCUAUAAAAAUUGUCAUCACCGGAUGUCUGAUGAGAUAUGUUGAAACCUCGAAUGUGUGAAGAAGAUUACAAACUCUUUAGAAAGUGUUUCAAACCUCAGGCUAGUUUAUAAUCAAAAGCUCGUUAAGAAGAUCACACAAAAAAAAAACGCCAAAAUGCUCCAAAAGAUAGAAAAUAAAGAAACAAAUAUGUGAGAGUGUAUUUCUAAACGACACGUGUCAAUAUUGGUGUGAACGCAUUAAUUGCAUCCUCUUUUAAUAUGUAAGAGAUGGGUCAGUUCAAUCAAAUUAUGUAAUGGGUCAGUUUAAUCAAAUGAAUGAUGUUUUAUGAAAUUUUAAGUUUAGUGGUCAUUCUACCUCCUUCUGAAUUGACAAAGUAUGUAACCUAUGUUUUAAUAUAUUAAGACCACUAUUCAAUAGCUUUAAAAGGCAUUUAUAUCCAAGAAGAACUUUAAACUUGCGUCCUGAAAAGCCUCUCUGCUUUUGCAUCUUGGUUUGGUUCUCACCAAUAUCAAAUCAUUGUUCAAAUUUCACUCACAAGCUUUUGCAGAGAGAUGAGUAAAUAGUGAAGCAACAUUUGUCAUUGAUGAUUGUGUUGCUAUUGGCUGGUUAGAAGCUAGGUGCUCAUUGUAUUCUCGACCAUAAGAUUCUGCUGCUGGCCGUUCACAUGGACUUGGCCACUUCUUGCUUGACCUCUCCACUCACGGCCAGCUCCAUUUCUUGUUCUGUUUUGUGCCCUCUCUGUUUUUUCUCUUUACUUGUGUUAUUUGUCUUAACACAAGCUUUGGUAUUCUCUCUUUACUCUCUUGCCUUUGUUGUAAUUCAAAGACAUAAACAUUUUUGAAGAGAGUAGAGAGAACACUUUGAUUUUCCACAUUGUUAACUUUGGUCAAACUUUUUUUUUUUUUAUAAUUGGAUUUCUUACAACUUUGGAUACACAUAUUUAUAGUAGAUCUCUACUUACUACACUUACACAUUGCUUAAACAACUUCUUCUAGUCUACGUCGCAAGUUCUUCUGAGACAAAUGACUAAAGGAACAUGGGGGAGCAAAAACUUGGAGUAACACAGCAUAAGAUCUGUUAGAGAAGCUUGUGGUGGACUUUCUCAGAGGUAAGAAGUAGAAAGAUAUGUACAAGGAUCUAACCAUGUAUGAGUAUCUUAAGCUAACACUGAAAGCAUGGAUGCUGUAACAGAGUCUCAAGCCCUGAGGGCUUUGGAUUACAACAGCUCUUUUACUCUCUAGUACUAGGUCUUUCCCUCUUUGUCUGGAUUCAAAUGGUGCAUCUGCUUGUAGAGUGAACUCAAAUGGUGCAGCCGUAAUAAGAAUGUUUUGCUCUCUACGGAGUUUGAGAAAAGUUUUCAUUACUCGACAUAUCCUAUCGCACGGUUGCAAGGCUGUAGUUAGAGGAUCGUUAAACCGUGGAACUUCCACUGUGGUCCAAGGCUACUAGCUCAAAUAUAUACCUCACAAUCCGUUCAUCUCCAGCCUUGUUAUUAAGCAUAAGUGAGAAACAAAGAAUAGAAGGUAGGAUUAGAACAGUCGUUAGACCACUAAAGAAGGUUUAGCAUAGUAUUUAGAUGAAAACAGUUGUUACAACAGUGAGUUAGGAUUAGAACAGUCGUUAGACCACUAAAGAAGGUUUAGCUCAAAUAAUCAAUAUUUUAUACUAACAGUUUACUGUGUAGAGAGAUAUGAAACAGGGAGCAUUCAUGUCAAACUCACCCGCAUUAGAACCAGAAUCUUGAAAAUUCCAGUUUUAUUAGACCUCACAGAGCUAGAUGAUUUCUUGGAGAACACGGGUACUCCAUUCACUCGUCUCAUCUAUUUGGUUUACCUUCUCUGCAACUUCACCAACAUAUACAAACAUUUAAAGUACACUCGUCUCAUCUCCUGAGUCUGCACUUCUUCUAAAUCAACCUAUCUUGUAAAUGUUCAAAAUAUUUCUUCCCACCACAAAGUACAUUGGCAUACAUACAUCAUGUGUUAUCAGAGGCGCGUCCAAAAGUAAAAUCUACAAGAAAAAUAAAAUAACUAAUAUUUCAUUUUUAACUCUUAUCAAAUGUCAAACGUUAUAUUAUUUUUGAAAAUUAAAAUGGAAAUAUAUUUAACUAGAAUUCUUUUUAUAACCACAUUUUAAAAAACAUUUUAAAAACCUAUACUUUAAGAAUAUAAUCAUUCAUGUUUUUCUCUUUUAAUGAAAAAUUCAUUUUUUUUUUCAAAAUGCCGUUAAAUUUACAAAGAAAAUUAAAAUAUCAUUACUGACAUUUUAAUAUUUUGGUUUUAGGCCUAUCAAUAAAUCUAAAUGGAUCAAUAAAUAUUGUACCUAUAUAUAUUUACAAGAUAUGCUAACUUUAAAUUUAAAUAUUUAUAAGAUACCUAUAUAUAUAAAUAUUCUCGUUUAAUUAUUGGGACUACAUAUAUUAUGAACCAUAUAUAGACGAACAUACAUAAUAAAAUUAAAAUAUUAUUUUCUUAAAUCUAUGUAUUAAUAUUUAAGAUAAAUCAUUCAGAUAUUAUCCAUAUUUUCAAUACAAACCAAAACAUUAUAGUCUAAACCAUAUAUUAUAUACAUAGUUGAAUAUCAUUUUUUUGUUCAUAGUAUUAUUUAACGCUAAAAUAUGAAUAUCUACAAAAAAUUUAAAAUACUAUUUACUAUAUCAUUUUGUACAUAAUAUUAAUAAAAAUUACGUGUGUUUAAGAAUAUCUUAAGGAUUAUCUUAAAAUUUAAUUUUAAAUCUAAAAAAAAAAUAUAAACUUAUAAUAGGUUAUUCAGAACAAAAUAAACUAAUGCUAUUAUGUAAACAAAUUUUGUCUUUUCUAUUAUAAUUUUUUUUCCUUUUGAUGAGAUAAUAUAAAUUUCAUCAAAGUCUAAAGAAUCACAUGUUUAAGUAAUAUUAAAAAGUAUAUGAGUAAAUUAAUAUAACAAUUUAAAAUAUUGCCCGAUAUUUUUUGUUUUUAUCAAAGCAACAGUAUCAAAUAGCAGGUAAUAGCGGAUUUAUGGGGUUUUACCAGAUUUUAUCAAAUUAUUUUCUUUAGAUGACAUAGUAAAUUUUUCAUCAAAUUCAAAGGAAUGGCAGGUUUAUGUAAUAUUAAAAAGUAUAUGAGUAAUUUAAUUAAAAAAUUUAGAAAUAUUAUCAGACAUUUGUGGUUUUUAUGAGAUCAACGGUAUCAGAUUGCAUGUUAAUAGCAGGUUUUUGGAGGGCUUUAUAAAACUUUUAAUUAACAAAAUUUUCAUCAGAUUCAGAACCGGAUUAUAUACAAGGUGUCGGGUAUAUCUAUACAACCACAAAUCUGAAUCGGAUAUGAAAAUACUGUUUGAAACUCAAACAUUAUAAUGUGAACAAAAAACCCAAACAUUAUAAUAAAACAAUUUUCAAAUUAUUAUUUUUUAAUUAAAAGUUAUAAAUUCAUGAAAACAUAUCAAAAUGGUUCAAAAUAAUAACCACUCUUUCAAAAAUAGUAGUAGUUUCUAAAUCAGAUAGGAUAAAAAUAGUGUAAAUUGAUGGUUAGAGCUAUGAUAAAUUUAUGAAAAGAAAAACUCAUUUUUAUUUUAAAAUCAAUAAUUCAUAUCAUUACAUUUCAAUAAUGAGACUAUAUUGUUAUUCAAUAUAUAAUAUCUAUACUAUUAUAUCACAAAUAUCAUCUUGAAAUCUUUUUCGAACAAAUAUUGCAUUUUGAAAAAAAAAAACAAAUAAUAAAAACAUAAAAACUCUUUUGUCAAGAUUUGAAACAAAAAUAAUGGUAGUUUUUAAAUUAGUUUGGAUCAAUAAAUGAAAAACUAAUUUAUGCUUUCUAAUCGCAGAUCAAAAUCUAGUUACUUAUUAAUAAAAUAAACAACUGGUCUUUAUUAUAAAAAUAUAGUUGUGAGGUUCGAUUGCUCGUCAGACAUUAUUCGCAAAGCUCAUGAAUGGUGUCAUACAUAUAGAGUAGUCUUCUUGGACAAGUCUCAUUCUACCGGAACGUGGUCUCAUGGUUUAUCAAAGGCAUCAUUCUCAUUUAGCAAUGCUCAUUGUCGGCCAAGCUAUUUUCUUCCUGGUUUGGUAGUUCUUUCAUUUGUAGAUUGUUUAUAUUGUCUGCUAGUGUUCUUAGUGUUGCUUUUUCUUUCCUCCUCCUGUUGUUUAAUUUUUGGUCUUUAUCCGCUUCAAAUUUUCCCUGUAAAUUCUGUAAAAAAAACAGAAAUUGGAUAAAAUUUAACACUUACACUAAAAAGCGUCAAAAGUUGAAGUUCUUUAUAUGUAUCAAAUGUAAUUAUACAUAUAAAGAAUUUUUUUUAAUCAUCAUACACCUACCACUGCAGAAACUUUUUAAAACAUUUAAUCGUAUACCUACACUGCAGAUUUUUUUUUUUUAAUUUUGUGAAUCGUAAAGAGAAAGCCGAAGCUAAGAAAAAAAAUUGUUAUUUUUAAAAAUAUAUGAAAACUAAUUUGUACUUAAAGAUUAAAAAUAGAAAUGGGUUGUAAAUAUCUUUUAUAAUAUUAAUAGAGAUAGAUAGAGAUGUCAUCAGCAGAUUAAUGAGUCAAUUCUAAAAUGCUACUUGUUAAAUGUCUCUUAAUUAACGUUUCCAAACUAAAAAGUUUGACCAAAUACGUUAAUUAAAAAAACAAGUAAUAUUAGUCUAAAUUUACUGAACUAAAUAUAAAUGAUCGUCGACUCUGCGUUACAAUACAUUAGUACUUCUGUAUAUAUAACUCAUUCAACUAUUACAAACAACAUAUUAUGUUAGCUCAAACACUCUCUUAUACCACAAAAAUGGAUAUUCCAAAACGAUACCUAUCACUUUUUAUAUUGAUUAUCUUUGUAACUACAGAUCUAUCACAUGCCGAAAUAAAGGUAGAAAUCUUGAACCAUCUUGGUAGUACAGUGCAGUUUCAUUGUAAAUCAAAGGAUAUUGAUCUUCGAGAACAGAGAUUGCAACCCGGUGGGUCGUGGUCAUUUCAGUUUCAGCGUAAUAUCUUUGGAAGGUCAUUGUUUUUCUGUUCCUUUGAUUUGCCAAAUGGAAGGCGUUGGUUUGACAUAUAUGAAGAGCCCCGAGAUUACGAAGGUUUCUGGAUACAUUAUUUGUGGAGGAUAAAACCAUCUGAACUUUGUAAGUAUACCAUUUACAAAGUUGGGUAUAGUAUGCGGAGGGAUGGUUGUUUUAUUUGGAAUAAAAAUUAGUUCUUUAAAAAACAUAACAAGAUGAAAGUAAUUAUAUGUCUUUUCUAUGGCUCACAAGCGUCGAAUAUAAUAUAAAAUAAAAAUACCAAUAUUUUUGUUACCUUAAUUUUAAGUUGAUAAUUGUUGAUAUGUUUUAAAUCACUCGAUACAAGAGAUAGCCAGGAUCUCGCAAGUGUAUGAUGCUUUUUAUAUAGACUGCAACUUUCAGUUCAGUUACCAUUAUUAAAUCUAAACCUGCAAUUCAGUAGUUUUGGAGUUUUAACUCAAGAUAAUCCUUAAUAUAUGUAGUGUUUGUGCAACUUAUUGUAUUCAAGAAUUACCUUUAACCUCAUUAACAAAAUCUCUUAUUUUUUUCAUAGAUUGGUAAACCAAAUUAAAUACUUUUGUUGUUUGAUUUUGUUUAUUCAUCUUUCCCGUUUAUUUUUUUUUGCUUUUAUUUUAACAAUAACUAGGUCAUAAUCCAAGUCCUGCGUGAAGUGAUCAUUCCUCUAAAUUUAUUAUCUUCUAAAAAUACAAAAGAAUGAUUGGUGCAAAUUUUUAAUCACAAUGUAAUAUCUCAUUUUAGUAAUUUACAAAACCAUACACAAUAACAGUUCAAUUAUUAUUAUUUUAAAAAAAAAUUGGUAUCGAAGCUUAAUGGACCUGAAACCUUAAAAUAUCAUUAUGAAAAGGAUAGGUAAAUUAGAAAAAAUGAAAAACCAGGUUUACUUUGUAUUCGAUCAGUAUAAUCGAUACUACUGGAGUUGACGUAUUAGAAGUAUAUUCUUAACUAAAUAUAUUAUCAGACGUAAUGGACACGAAUUACUAACUAGAAAAUGUUGAAAUUACAACAAUUUAGAUAGAUAGAAGACAAAGACUAGGAUAUCACCAAACUAAGUUUUUGUUCUCAAACUAGCAUUCAAGGUUCAAAGUCACAAAAAUAGGUUUCAUUAAAGAGGUAAAUAUACACUUAUACUACUUGAAUUAAUUAAUCUAAACUUUAGGGUUUAGAGUUAAGGGAUGGGGUUCUGGAAUUAAAGUUUAAAUUUUAUAAAAUAAAAAAUAAAUACUAAAAAAUUAAAAAUAAAAAUUAGAAAAACAGUUUCAAAAAGUAUUUUUGAAUUAUAAAAAAAAACUUUUAAAAAAAAAAUUCGAAAAAAAAAUUUUCAAAAAAAAAAUUAUAAUAAAUUUCGAAUCUGAAAACAUAUAAUCUGAAACUAUAAAAAAAAAUUAUUUUUUAUUUUUUAUUUUUAUUUAUUUUUGUUUGUUUAUUUAAUUAUAAACCAAUGGUAUUAGGGAUAUUUUAUAUUUUAAUGAAUGUCAUUUUUGUUACUUUUUUCUUCUAGUGCCAUUUUUUAGAUAAAAAGUACUAUUAUUAACAAUUGCCCAAAUAAUAAUCACUAAACCAUGAACUCAGUUAUUUAAAUGUUAUGAUAUUUUUGUUUGAAAAUAUUUUUGGGAAAAUUGCUAAAAGAGAACAAGAAAUCAACAUAGUUGUCCCUAUAGUAUAAAUCCAACCUAAAGUAGUCCCUAUAGUAUAAUGUUUUCCAUAAUACCAAAAGUAACCUUUAAUUAAUCUUAGGGAAAAUUGCUAAAAGAGAACAAGAAAUCAACAUAGUUGUCCCUAUAGUAUAAAUCCAACCUAAAGUAGUCCCUAUAGUAUAAUGUUUUCCAUAAUACCAAAAGUAACCUUUAAUUAAUCUUAUUAAACAUAAUUAAUUUGGUUUUUUAUAAAAAAAUAAAGAUGAUUCGGUUUAAUAAAAUUACCGGGUUAGAAAAAAAAUCAGAAGAAAAGGGGUCAAAAGCUUGAUUUCCCUAACCCUAACAUCGUUGGUCUCUCCGCCUCUCUCUUUCACGCCGAUAAAGAUGGCGAUUUUGUCUUCUCCGUUGUGCUCCCUCCGGUGAAAUCAACGACGGAACCCACCGAAGCUUCUCUCUCCACCUCUACGUCUCUCUGCUACUCUCCGCCUCUCUCCACCUCUCUCCGCCUCUCGCCGCCUCUCCGCUUCUCGCCACCUCUCUGCUUCUCUCCGCCUCUCUCGGCGUCUUUCCUCCUCUCGCCGCCUUGUCGGUUCUCUCAACCUCUCGCCGCCUCUCCGCUUAUCGCCACCUCUCCGCUUCUCUCCGCCUCUCCGCCUCUCUGCCUCAAUUUGCGAACGAUAUGGAGCUUGAGCUACCCAAACGAUUGUAUGCAGAGGGUUCAGAACCUCGGGUUAAGAAGAUCAACAACAGUUGCCGCAUGGAACUUAUCAGAGAUCUGAAGAAAGCUAUGUGUGCCGAGUAUGAUGAUGUGAAGAGAGAUCCAGUUUUCACACAUAUCAUGGCUAUUGCCGAAAAUGAUCUCAAGUUCUCUGGGAAACUAGUGGAUAGCUUCAUAUGUAGGCAGCUGAUUACCUCAAAGCUGCAUGAGAAGUGGUUUGUUUUUGCGAGGACGCCUCUCCGGUUUUCGCUUCAGGAGUACCAUGCCGUGACAGGCCUCAAGAUUACACGGGAAACUAACAGUGACGUAGUGAAAUGGAAAAACGACGGGGGUUUUUGGAGUAACCUACUGCACACAGGUGGUAAGAUCACCUUGCAGUCGAUCAGAAAGGUUCAUCUACAAGAAGUUCACACCUGGACUCGGCUUGAUAGGAUGAGGUUGAUCUACUUGUGUGUAAUAGUGGGUGUGGUGAUGGGGAGAGAUGAGAAGGUGUCCAUCCCUCAUAUGUACAUCAAGUUGGUGAUGGAUUUUGACAAGGUUCGGAAGUUCCAUUGGGGUCUUCACUCGUAUGAUUUCCUGUUGAGUUCGAUUGAGAAGGCUAGGAAGAAGUUGGGUAAGAAGGAGAGCUACAUUUUCGAGGGUUUCUCCUAUGCUCUCCAGAUUUGGAUUAUGGAGGCAAUUCCAGAUUUUGGAGAAAUUUUAGGCAGAAGAGUCUCAGACAGCUUCAAAGGUCCAAGGUGUGGCAAUUGGAAAGGAGUUGCAAAAGUUUCUUAUGAAGACAUCAUUGAGCUCGAGGACUCCUUAACUAACAAGGAUAACUUCUUCUCGGUCAUAUCAGUGACUGGUAAUGGUGAUGUGUUUCUAGAUGCUCAGUACACAAGGGAGGGUGAGAUGGAAGAUGAACGAGUGGACCUUGUUUUGGAGAGGAUCAGGAACAAGUAUGAUUGGAGCAGCACAGACUGGCCAGUUUUAGACCCUGAAGAGUCUAAAAUGGAGGAACCCGACAGCCAUGAUAGAGGGUCAGAAGCUGAUAAGAGCGUGGAUCAUACGGAUGUUGUAGCAGACGAGGAGACCUCUUCGGUUCAGGUUGCAGGAAAAGGCAAGAGAAAGUUUCUUGAUGAAGGAGCAGAGACAAGAAAGAAGAAGGUGCUGUGUAAGCGAUCAGCAGAAAAGUUUCUGACUUUUGGUCCUGAAACUAAGAGUUUCAUUGAGGGUCUUAUCCGCACAUCUGUCACUUCAUUGGGAGAUGUGCUCAGUAUGCAAAUGGCGAAUAUGGAGAGAGUGUUUACAGAGAGGAUGGGGAAGAUGGAGAUUGAGGUUUCACAGCUCAAGGACGCAAUCAGUUUGACUGGUGAAGGAAGCUAUCCUAGUAAGAAAGAAACUGAAGAAGCUCCACUAAACAGCAAAGCCAAGCAAGCUCCACCUAAGAGCAAAGGCGCUCAAGCUCCACCUAAGAGCAAAGGCGCUGAAGCUCCACCUAAGCGCAAAGGCGAUCAACCUACUCCAACAAAAAAGGACGGGAAAAAGAUUGCUACAGAAACUAAUGAUUUUGAUUUUGGAUUGAGUACACAAGACUUGCGGGACCUGUCCCAAGCUACAUUUGUUGACGGUUUUGAUCUGUCUCAAGUGAAAGCUGAGACGUCAAGUAAAUCGAAACCGUUUAACAUGGCUCCACUGCAGUGGAAUGAUGAGGAAAUGGAUCGAACCAAAGAAGACUCGCCAGAUGCCGCGUUGGUGUUUUUCCGUGAAGAGGAUUGGGAAAAAGUUAGAACUUGGUCAACUUCCUCUACACGUAUACGGAUUGGACCUGCCACUUUAGAUUUUGAGAUUGCUAAUCGUCUUAUGGAUAAAUCUGAGUGGUUAAAUAGCUUGGAGAUUGACGCUGCAAUGUACGUAUUCCGGGAGAGAACAUCUUUGAAACGAUGGAGACCUCAUCGUGUCGCCUUCAUGACUGUCGUCUUCAGCAAUAUGAUUAAAAAAGAGUAUGGUCAUUUAGAAGCUCAGGGUAGAAAGAGCUACAUGCUUCAUAAUUUGCUACUGCAGUUCGGUAAAGGAGUCCUUCCACCACAUGGCAGGACACAUGAGAUAUGGAAUAUAGAUGUGGAUCGCCUGUAUGUCCCUGUUCAUGUCAGUGGGAAUCAUUGGAUCGCCUUGUGCAUCAGUUUCGUGACGAGAAGCAUUGAAGUGUUCGACUGCUCGGGUAGGAAAAGGUACAAGGAGGUGGAUGGGUUCGCAAACCUUAUUCCGCGUAUUGUCAAGGCAGUUCAGCCUAUGAGACACCAGAAGGAUUUCACAGUCGGUGCAUAUACUGUUUCCUAUGUCCCCGUUGGGAAUCUGAAUAAAAGUGCAUGUGACUGUGGCGUCUAUGCAGUGAAGUUCAUUGAGUGUCAUGCGCUUGGAUUGGAGUUGUCGUUGUUGCAUGAUGGUAACAUUAUCGAAGCUCGCCACAGGAUUCUAUGGGAUCUUUGGGAAGCAGCUAAUGAUCCGGAAUUGAUUGAUAGGAUGUCAAAGUAUCAAUCCCCGGAGUGUCUCUCUUCGACUGUAGAGGAGAUUUUGUGAGACUGCUUGGUUUCAAGUUCUAAUGUAAUGAACAAGAUUGCUUAAUCUGAUGUAUAACUUCUAGAUUUUAUUAUCAUUUUUAGGAACAAGACUGCUUAGUUUAUUGUAUAACUUCUAGUGUUUAAUUAUGAUUUUUAGGAUUGACUCUUGUAAUCAAAUGUACAUCUUAUGGUUUUGUUAUUAAGAGUUUUUAGCUGAAGAAUGCUAGAAUUUAACACUGUUUUAAAUUAGAACCUUAAGCUAAACCCUAAACAUACCCUAAACGAAACACAAAACCCAGAACAAGACCACAGUCAAACCUAACCUAAACUCCUAAACAUACCCUAAACGAAACAAAAACCCGGAACAAGACCACAGUCAAACCUAACCUAAACCCUAAACAUACCCUAAACGAAACAAAAACCCGGAACAAGACCACAAGAACAUUUAGAAUAACUGUUUUACUAGAUCAUCCCGUAGGA
Brassica rapa (field mustard) is the source of this 11131-nucleotide messenger RNA. RefSeq lists its product as uncharacterized. The record is from RefSeq and is a predicted model, not a curated record. Gene Ontology annotation, molecular function: cysteine-type peptidase activity. Gene Ontology annotation, biological process: proteolysis. Lineage: Eukaryota; Viridiplantae; Streptophyta; Magnoliopsida; Brassicales; Brassicaceae.